Molecule: messenger RNA, 1365 nt
Organism: Rhodotorula graminis WP1
Lineage: Eukaryota; Fungi; Basidiomycota; Microbotryomycetes; Sporidiobolales; Sporidiobolaceae
Exons: 5
Coding region: 1-1365 (454 amino acids)
Cellular component (GO): RNA polymerase II transcription regulator complex
Molecular function (GO): DNA-binding transcription activator activity, RNA polymerase II-specific; transcription cis-regulatory region binding
Source: RefSeq, a predicted model, not a curated record
AUGGCAGCGCACCAGCCGCCCGUGUUCGUCCUCCCGAGGGCCGACCUCGCCCCCUCGUCCUCAUCGCCGAACUCGCGCACCUCGCCCGGCCACUCGACAGCCAACGCGCUCAGCCAGGCUACCGACAGCCUCUCGCUAGCCGAGCUCGCCCUCCCUGUGCCCCCGCCAAUUCCCUCGACCUCGCGCCUCCAGCGUGCGCCGACGCCGCCUCCACCGCCCGCCGCCGAGCUCCCUCAAGACGCGUCAAAGCCGGCCAAGACCAAACGCGGCAGGAAGCGCAUCGCCGAGCCUCUCGACAACAUCAAGGACAACCCUGCUCUAGACGCCGAGGCCAAGCGCAAGCUGCAGAACAGGGCGGCGCAGAGGGCCUUCCGCGAGCGCAAGGAGAAGCACACGGCCGACCUCGAGGAGCGCGUCAAGGUGCAGGAGGCCCAGCUCGAUGCGUUCAAGGAGAUCCUGCGCAGGUUGCUCGCCGAGAACGAGGCGCUUCGAGCAGGCGCAAACCCGCCGCGCACCGCCGUUACGGUCGACCUCACCGCACCGUCAGCGCCCGAUCACGACUUGACGCCGGCGCCUGUCGACACCACGACCAACGUUCCCGGUCCCACCCACACGACAUCGCCCGAGGACGUCAAGCCGGCAGUCAGCCGCACCCCGACCUCGGGCCCCACCGACCCGAACCCCUCUCCCUCACACUUUACGCCCGUCUCAACCUCUCAGCCUCCUCCUCCAGUCGCACAACCUCUCGACACUGUCGCUCCACCUCAUGCCCCUGCGAGCGUCCCGACCGCCGCUCCUCUCGUGGACACGGCCAUGCCGGCCUUCGACGACCUCAACUUCGACUUUGACGCGCCGUUCGACUUCUCCGACUCGAUCGCCCUCCCUCCCCUGUUCACGUCCAUGAUCGACGGCGCCGACGCCGCCGGCUCGGGCGUCGCGCCGGGUCCUGCCCAGCCCGGCGCACCUCCUCGCGCCCACGACGCCUACGACGACGACGCGUGCCCGGGCGACGACGACGACGACGAGCCGCCGGCGCUCCCCGAGGGCGGCAUCCCGUGCGCCGAGUGCGACUUUUCCCAGCAGAGCUGCUCGCUCCCGAUCCCGUGGCGGCCGCCGACCGUCUCGGACGAGAAGAACCUGUGGCUCGCGCAAAAGUGCUGGGCCAAGCUCCUCAGCCACCCGCUCUUCUCCCAGGUCGACCCGGACGACCUCUGCGCCGAGCUGCGCGCCCGCACGAGGUGCUCGACCGACGGCCGCCUCGUGUGCCACAAGAGCGACGUUUGCGACGUUUUCCGCAGUAUCCCGCAGAAGGCCAAGUUGAGGGCGCAGGCGCUCUCGAUGAGGCGAGCGUCGUGCGUGCACUAA